UUUUUUUUUCAAAAAGAAAGUGGCCCCCAACAAGUUUUAUAUAUGGGUUAGGGGGGCUGCUGUGACUAACUUAUAGCAGCAGCAGCCUAGCUUUGUUGAAUCUCCUCAUCUCAAAAUUUCUUCAUACUUUAGCAAAAUUUUCCCUUUCCUUUCUCUUUUUAUUCCGAGGGAGAGGCUAUUGAUUUUCGCCCAUGGCGAAGGUUAUUAAAAAUUAUGUUUUGGCGAUGCUCAGAGGAAUUGUUUUUGUUCAUUUAUUAGCCUCAGUGGCGGUCGGCGCUAGGGUGCUGCCCACUCACCCUUACUUGGACGGGCGAGAAAAACCCGUCGCCAACAUUUUUGAUACUUCAAAAUAUGGGAUUUUUCAGCUGAGUGACGGUUUGGCAAAAACUCCUCAGAUGGGAUGGAGCAGCUGGAAUUUUUUUGCCUGUGAUAUCAAUGAAAAAGUUAUCAAGGAAACAGCUGAUGCUCUCGUUUCUACUGGCUUAGCCAACUUAGGUUAUAACUACGUGAAUAUUGAUGAUUGCUGGUCUGAACUGGUACGAGACUCAAAGCCGAGCAAUGUGCAGGGUCAGCUAGCGGCUGAAGCAAAAACUUUUCCGUCGGGAAUUAAAUCUCUCGCUGAUUACGUGCAUUCAAAGGGCCUGAAGCUAGGUAUCUACUCAGAUGCAGGGGCUUUCACGUGUCAAGUUCGACCUGGAUCUCUUUUUCAUGAAUUAGAUGAUGCAAAACUCUUUGCAUCUUGGGGAGUCGAUUACUUGAAGUACGACAAUUGUUUUAAUCUGGGACUUGAACCAGAAAAGAGGUAUCCACCAAUGCGUGAUGCCCUCAAUGCAACUGGACGUCCAAUAUUCUAUUCACUUUGUGAAUGGGGUGUUCAUGAUCCGGCUUUAUGGGCAGGCCAAGUCGGACACAGCUGGCGAACAACGGAUGACAUUAACGAUUCAUGGGCGAGCAUGACAACAAUUGCUGACAUCAAUGAUAAGUGGGCAUCAUAUGCGGGACCUGGUGGAUGGAAUGACCCUGAUAUGUUAGAAGUUGGAAAUGGCGGCAUGAGUUACCAGGAAUAUCGAGCACAUUUUAGCAUUUGGGCCUUGAUGAAGGCCCCACUUAUUAUCGGAUGUGAUGUUCGAAACAUCACCUCAGAGACACUUGAAAUUCUUGCUAAUGAAGAGGUUAUUGCUGUGAAUCAAGAUCCUUUGGGAGUUCAAGGAAGGAAAGUUUAUUCCUACGGGCCCCACAGUUGCUACCAAGUUUGGGCUGGCCCACUUUCCAGUCAACGUUUGGCCGUUGUUCUGUGGAAUAGAUGUUUGAAAACUGCCACUAUCACGGCCAAAUGGGCCGUACUCGGGCUCGAGUCUUCCGUGCGUGUAUCAAUUAAGGAUUUGUGGAAGCACGAAUAUGUUUCGAAGGACAGCGUGGCCUUGUUCAGUGCUCGAGUAGAUGGUCACGCUUGUGAAAUGUACAUUUUUACGCCGGAAGCUGCAGCCCACUCGACAAGUUAAGUUCAAGGCCCGGUUUCAGUUUCUUCUCGAUUUGACCAUUCUGGCUCGGUUGGUGCAAUUAGAAAAAAUUGAGAAGUCAUUGGCUAUGCAUUCAUGAGUUGAGUGAAAGCUAUAGAAUGUUAGUUUAUUAACUUAUUUCAUACUACCAUCUCUCAGUUUAUUAAGAGAGUUUGUUGGUCACAAAUAAGCAGUUGUGUAGUUUGUGUUGUACCAUAAGAGUGUGCUGUUGUUGUAUCUUGAUUUUGAAAAAUGGGAAAGGUAAUUGAAGAUUUUGAUUGCCUCAUAAAACAUUCCACAGUGAAAGAAAAUGAUGAAAUAGAAACAUAAAAGCAAUAGAAGAAUUUAUAUAUGUCUGGAUCACCAGAGAAUGCAAACACCACCAGAUAAAAUUCUAUAAAUAACAUAGAACCCAAAGCAGUUGAAAGCACUAUAAUCCGUGUUUAGUUUAGUUUACAGUGGACUUGAGUUCCAACAGAAACAAAAACCUUAAACUCAGUUAUCAAGAGGAACUGGCUAAGGACUCGAUUAGCAGUUGAUAACCCUCAGGCACUAUAGCCUGCACCUGCACACACCCAGCCAAUGCCGGCACAUCAGCAUUCACGUCCAAGAACCUCGCGAGCAAAAGAAGCAAGUGGAAAUCAGAAAUCCGCUUCACAAACGGCAGGUUUUUGGCUCGGUCAAGAUGGGUUUUCAAUGACCUCAUCGUUACAGGUGUUUGCCUGUUCUCGAUGGGAAAUGUUGAUGAAAGCGGGCCCUGAUGAUCGAAAAUCUUGACAACCACCAAGAAGAAAUCGUUGUCCACUUCCCUCACGUCCUUUCCCCCGACCACUACAUCCUUCUUCAUCCUCGACAGCUUGGGAUCCAUAUCCUUCGGUACAUCCCGUUCGAACCAGUCUUCUUUAAACAACCUCACACACAUAUCACUCAUCUGAAAAGCCUCGAAAUGCACAUCGGCCCCACCAUCCUCAUUCACCUCCAGUUUUACAAUGGCAGUCACCCACUCCUUCAAAUCCCCCUCUGCCUGAAGCUCGGCAGCUUGCAAGACCUCAGUGCUCGACAUAGUGUAAUCCUUCUUGUCCUGACUAACUGUCUGCGUGAAUAUAAACCCGACCCUUCUCAUCCCCAACCCCAAAGCUAUGGCCUCGACCAGUUUCUCCUCCUCCGGGUCCCUUAGCAGUAUCAGAUUUUCUUCUGUUCCCUGCUGUGGAGGCUCGUAAAUGAAAUCAACCUCGACUUUACCCUCAUCGGACACUGUGCCGUACAUGAAACCCCCGCGCUUGACUGCAAAGGCUAGGGUUUCGUUCACGUAGUGCUGGAAGGCAUUUGCAGUGUCCCGGUCGAAGGAGACGAGCUCGCAGUGUGGGUUCUCCUGGCGUGUGAUCCUCAUCUGCUUCGCGAUCAGGUCGUCCAUGGUCAUCUUCUUGCCGAAAGAGCCCGCGGGGUGGAAGGCCGGGCCGGCCACGGCCCGCUCGCCCUCGUAGGCCAGGUAGACGAUGGAUCCGUGCGCGAUGUUGAGGGAGGAUAGGAGGGAGUUCGGAUCGGCCAUGUCGGCGAACCGGGUCCAGUCGGCCGGGUUCUUGGCGAGGAGCAGCUUUUGGUCGGUGGAGAGGGUCUGGGCCGAGAUGGGGACACGGAGCUGGGACUGGAUUUCGGAUUUGAGCUGCGCCACGGUGGAGGUGAGGGGGUUGUCGAUCGAGACGCGCUCCAGGCCAUCGCGGCUUCUGAUUCUGAUCAUCAUCUUCGUUCAGAUUAAUUGAGAAAUAUUAACAAACAGUUGGUGGGCUUUGGUUUGAUGAACUGAAAUAUAUAAUGCACACGAAUCAACAAGACAAUUUUAGGGAAAAAUUAGUGAAAAGGGUAAGGAAUUGUAUACCCUAACCCCGUGAAAAUUUAUUGGAAUUAGGUUGGAGAAAGUAGGAGAUUAAGUAUAAAAAGAGUCUGGAGUGAGGAAGCACGAAUCUAUUUUUCCUUCCCUUUUUUCCUUGAAUAAAAAAUUGUUUUUUUUUUUUAAUUUGAUAAAUUUGUAAAAAGUCCCCAAAAUAAAACAAACAAACUCAUAAAAUCUCCACCAUGUUCACAACGCUCCACCUUAAACCCUCAAUUCCCUUCACCUCCCUUACCCCCAAAUCCCUAAAACCCGCAACAAAAUGUUGCAAAUCGGAGACUCCGCCGGAGACCGAGCGUGGCUUCACCUUCGACGUCGGCAGCACCUUCUUCCGCCGCGAGAGCUUCACCGGGCGCGAUCUCGGCGUGCUCUCCGCCGCCGUCCACAGGCAAUCCAGUAACUCCCUCAGGGUGCUCGACGCAAUGUGCGGCUGCGGGAUCCGUUCGAUGCGGUACCUCGCGGAGGCCGGCGCCGACUUCGUGGUGGCCAACGACGCGAACCACGAGUACGGCGGCGUCAUCUCCAGUAACUUGGAGAGGGCAUCGGGCGGCGGCGGCGGGAUGAGGAGCUGGGUGGUGAAGCACAUGGAGGCGAAUCGACUUCUGACCGAGUGCUAUCUGGAGAGGGAUUACUUCGACUUGAUCGAUGUGGACUCGUUUGGGAGCGAAUCGAGUCACCUGAGGUCGGCACUGUGUGCCGUGAAACUGGAUGGGCUGCUGUACGUGACGUCCACCGAUGGGUAUACGUCCGGCGGCCACCGGCCCCAACAUUCUUUGGAUGCAUAUGGAGCAUAUGUCCGGCAUAUGCCAUACUCAAACGAGAUUGGGUUAAGAAUGCUUAUAGGCGGGGCUGUGCGGGAGGCCGCUGUGUUGGGGUACCACAUUUUGCCACUUUUCUCUUACUACUCAUACCACGGGCCUGUGUUCCGUGUGAUGCUUCAAGUUAGGCGUGGCAAAAUGCCCAUCACAAGGCAUUAUAGUUUCAUCAGCUACUGCAAUCAAUGUGGAAACUCCCGAGCAUUCUCAUGGGAUGAACUUGGUGAAAUGAGGUGCUCUUGCAAUGGUGCCUUAGGUUCACUUGUGGUUUCUGGGCCCCUCUGGACAGGACCCCUUCACUGCUCGUCUUUUCUUACGAAGAUACUGAACUUGGCCGAGCUAUGGGGUUGGACGGGUAAUGGGAAGAUUGGGACACUUUUGAAAGUAAUGAUUGACGAGAGUGAUGUUUUAUUGCCCUUUGGGUACACCAAAAUAGACGAGAUUGCAAGUCGAGCAAAGGUUAAUUCACCUCCAAUAAACACACUGAUGCAUGCCCUGAAAAAGGAAGGGUAUGCUGCCACUAGAUCACACAUAGCAUCAGCAGCAAUCAAGACAAAUUGUCCAAUGGUUGAUUGUGUGAGGAUUGCGAAAGAACUCCAAUGCUUUUCGGUGACUGCUUAAUGAUAAGGUUUCAAAUUUUACAUAAUACAUCCACUUAGAAAUUGGGUAUUUAUGGACUCCAAACUCAAAAGAUGCCUCCUGGUGACGAUGCUUUACGAAAGAGGAAUUUGAAGGAUGACCAGUCUUACCAAUUUAUGUUGCUAAGAAUGAAAGAAAGGGUUCGAUUUCAUGGCAAGAAGGAUAAGUGCACAGACUUGUAAAUUUUGUUGCCAUGAAGUUCAUUCAAACAAGAACCAUGAUGGCAAAUGGUUCAAACUUCAAAGUAGUCCUUGUGUGGCAAAUUCUUAUUUUCUUCUUUUUGCCUUUCCUUGUGGAGAUUUUGUAUUUUGACCAAAAAUGUAAUAUACCUAUUACAGUGUUUAAGAAAAACUGAAAAAGUAUUUAACCUCUUUCAGUUUUUGUCACCCUUUAUUGGUUUGGAUGAUGGAAUCUGCUUCAUAAUGUUUGUG
Molecule: messenger RNA, 5272 nt
Organism: Striga asiatica
Lineage: Eukaryota; Viridiplantae; Streptophyta; Magnoliopsida; Lamiales; Orobanchaceae
Source: the annotation of a GenBank genome assembly